UCCCUCCCUCUUCAAAUCUCACCUCUUUGAUUGUAUCUCCAUCCAAAUAUUGAUUCAAGACUAUCCAACCACAUUUGGACGUCGAAGAAAAUAUUACAAUGAUACAAGAAUACUUGAUAUGGCGCGAAUCUGACAUCAUUAAAAGCAUUGUACUUAGCAGACACUUCCCCGGCCAAGAAACUGAAACCAAAAGCAGUGGAAAAAUGGCUGUUGUGACGUCGGAAAAAGGGGUCGUGGCGGCUGAUCACGAGACAUGUUCCGAGAUCGGAGCUGACGUGCUAAGAAGACUCGGCGGCACCGCCGGGGAUGCCGCAGUGGCUGUCGCGUUUAGCUUAGGUGUGUUGAAUCCAUCGUCGAGUGGAAUCGGCGGUGGAUCCUUAAUGGUUGUUGGUUCAUCAGCCAGCUCAGUAGCCACGGCUUAUGAUAUGAGAAAAACCGCUCCAUCGGCUGCUUCACAGGAUAUGUUUGAGAACAGAGAAGCCGAGAGAAUAGUAGGACCAUUGUCAAUAGCAGUUCCUGGAGAAAUUGCCGGACUUUAUAAAGCAUGGGAGACACACGGUCGUGUCCCAUGGAAACUACUUGUCGAACCAUCUAUCAAGCUGGCGCGAGAUGGUUUCCAGGUUGGUUCGCAUCUCGACUUCGCCUUGUCCAAGAACGAGGCUAUGAUCAAGAACGACAUUGGUUUAAAGAGUGUUUUUACCAACAAGGGCGAAUUGUUGAAGAAAGGAGAUAUAUGUUACAGCACAAAACUCGCUGCGACCUUAGAAGCAGUUGCUGAGAAAGGCAUGAAGGCGUUUUACGAAGAGGAUGUGGCGGAAAAGCUUGUGAACGAUGUGAGAGAGGCUGGAGGGAUCGUAACAAUGGAAGAUUUGCAAAGUUAUGAAGUUAAGGUGAGUGAUGUUAUGGGGUAUAAAAUACAUGGCAUGUGGCCUCCGGCGUGUGGAACUACUGGUUUUGCAAUGAUGAUGAAUGUAUUGGAGAGAUACAUGAAAGCCAAGGCUACUGAUGAGAAUCUUGGUUUGCAUCGAAUUAUAGAAGUCAUGAAACAUAUGCUUGCAGCUAGAAUGGAUCUUGGAGACCCUGCGUUUGUUGAUGGAAUUGCUAAUGUUGUGGAUAAUUUGCUCUCUAAGUCUUAUGCGGAAACAAUACAGAAGAGGGUAUCCGACAACACCACGUUCCAACCAGAAUAUUACCUCAAUAAAUAUAAUCAGCUUGAGGACCAAGGGACAACUCACUUUUGUGUGGUGGAUAAAGACAGAAAUGCGGUGUCCAUGACAACAACUGUGAACUAUGCGUUCGGGUCAGGGUUUAUGUCGCCUUCAACAGGUAUUAUACUUAAUGGCCAGAUGGAGGAUUUCGCGAUACCAACCCUGGUCUCUUCUUAUAGCCUCCCUCCAGCACCCACGAACUACAUUGCGCCAAAGAAGAGGGCGUUGUCUUCUAUGAUGCCAUUGAUAAUCACACAGGACAAUGAACUGGUCGGAGUGAUUGGUGCGAGCGGUGGGCCUUAUAUAUUUCCUGCGGUGAUCCAAGUGUUCCUCAAUCACUUUAUUUUCAAGAUGAGUCCUCUAGAGGCUGUGCAGAGACCAAGAGUUUACCCUAAGUUGAAACCAAACACGGUGUUAUAUGAGGACAUGACAGUGUACAAUGGAGAUCAUAUUAAGCUUACAGAAGAGACUCGAGAGUUCUUGAAGGGGAGAGGACAUGAACUAGUGGUUACAAGUGUGGGAGGCAUUGUUCAAGUGUGGUUAUCAGUGACAUUUUUAUUUGAAAUGCUAAAAUGGAUGAAAAAGCUAGGUACUUACUUUCAAAAGUAAAACCACAGAAGCAGAUUUGUAGAAUACCCAUUUUGCAUAUAACAGAGCUGAAGAUGCGUAUUGUCUUA
Molecule: messenger RNA, 1885 nt
Organism: Brassica napus (rape)
Lineage: Eukaryota; Viridiplantae; Streptophyta; Magnoliopsida; Brassicales; Brassicaceae
Product: glutathione hydrolase 3-like
Exons: 7
Coding region: 99-1817 (572 amino acids)
Biological process (GO): glutathione catabolic process
Cellular component (GO): plasma membrane
Molecular function (GO): glutathione gamma-glutamate hydrolase
Source: RefSeq, a predicted model, not a curated record